Molecule: messenger RNA, 1578 nt
Organism: Fonsecaea multimorphosa CBS 102226
Lineage: Eukaryota; Fungi; Ascomycota; Eurotiomycetes; Chaetothyriales; Herpotrichiellaceae
Exons: 2
Coding region: 1-1578 (525 amino acids)
Biological process (GO): carbohydrate metabolic process
Molecular function (GO): hydrolase activity, acting on carbon-nitrogen (but not peptide) bonds
Source: RefSeq, a predicted model, not a curated record
AUGGCCAUCUUACCAGCACGCAAGGCUGUUGCGGUCUCCGUCAAGGCGGGACAGGAACUGAAGGUUGUCAACACGUUUGGCAAACAAGUGGUGGACUUCUGGGCGUUCAAUCUCAAAGAUCCCAAUGAUUUUCUGUCCAUGGUUCAUACCAGAACCAUCUUGCUCAAGGUGGCUCUUUCAAAGGGCGAUGAACUAUACAGCACACGAAGGAAGCCCAUGCUUGUCCUGACGGAGGACACGACCAAGGGCGUUCACGAUAUCAUUUGGUCGGCAUGCGAUGCUGAGAGGUAUCGUAUGCAAGGCUACGACGGGUACCAUGACAACUGCACCGACAACAUGCACCAGGCUUUGAAGCACAGCUUUCCUGGCUUCCACAUCGCGGACGAUUGGGUGCCGGAUCCGUUGAAUCUGUUCAUGAACGUGGCCAUUGACCACCGCGGCGGACUAGACAUCAAGAUUCCUACCUCCGAACGGGGCCAGUUUGUCACCUUGCAAGCUCAGACCGACCUCAUCAUAGUCAUGAGUGCUUGUCCUCAGGACCUGGCACCUGUCAACGGGGGUAUGCCGACAGAUUGUGAAUACUACGUCUUGGACGCGGGAAGCUUGGCACAGAUCCCGCCUACUGUGUCUCCAACACAUCGCCGCCGGGUCAAAGUAGCUUUGUCGUUUGAUUUCGACGCCGUGUCACAUUGGCUGGGGACUGGGUGUCACAAGGACAACAACAUGGCCGAUUAUUCCUCGGGGAUUUUUGCCGGCCAGGUCGGGGCCAUUCGCCUACUCGAAAUGCUCAAAAGGUGCGGCAUUGCAGACAAGGUGACGUGGUUUAUCCCAGGCCAUACCGUCGAGACGUUCCCUCAUGCCGUCCAGAAGGUUGUCGAGUCCGGAGCAGAGGUCGGACUCCACGGCUAUUCACACGAAGGGAUCUACCAGAUGACCGAGGAGCAAGAGCGAGACGUGCUCCUCAAAUGCAUAGAAGUGGCGACGAAGCUGUGCGGCAAAAAGCCCAGAGGGUAUCGCGCGCCCAUGUAUACGAUCAGGGAGACCACGGUCAAGUUGCUGCGACAGCACGAGUUUUUGUAUGACACGUCACUCAUGCACCACGACUCGCAGCCAUAUUUCACGCCCAGCGACCCCCCAAUCAAAGCCAUCGACUUCACCCAGCCGGCCUCGUCAUGGCUGCACCCGACAGAGAUUUCGCCCCAGACGUAUCCCGAGGGGCAACACCCGCUCGUCGAAAUCCCCUGCGGGUGGUACAAUGAGGACAUGAUGCCGCUGCAGUACCUGCCGCACCUGGCCAACAGCAUGGGCUACGUGUCGACCCGCGUGGUGGAGCAGAUGUGGAAGGACAAGUUCAUGUGGCUGUGGGACCACUCGGGCGCUGAGGGCACCGCGUCCACGGACUUUGUCUUCCCCAUCCUGAUGCACCCGGACACGUCCGGGCUCGCCCACAUCAUCGGCAUGUCGGAGCGUUUCAUCACCUGGUUGAAGGGGUUUGGAGACAGCGUCACCUUCUCCACCCACGAAGACAUUGCCAGGGGAUGGCUGGCGGACCAGAAGCAGAAGUUGGGCAUUGCUUGA